AUUUUUGUAUUUUGCAUCCAUUUCCUCCGACAUUUUUAGACAUUUUCACACAAUUCCCCGCGAAAAAUCGCCCGUAAAAGUGGUCAAAUGCCAGCGUUGCGAGUGCCGUGACACGAGACAAGUGGAGAUUAUGCACUAAAAGCACGGCAAAUGCGGUAAAAGUUGCAUCAACAAAAAUUCGAAUGCACAAAAAUACACAAAAAUGUCGACCAUAUAAUUGGCUGGCAGUGGUAGAGAACGGACGAAAUUUUGUUUCAUGCACUUCGAUGGAGCAAUUAUUUCGCAAAAUGCAUGGAACUUCGGCGUGAAAUAACGAAAAAUUAGAGGAAAAAGUGUUCAAAAAGUGUAAAUGAGAAAUAUUUUAAUCAGAAAAAAAAGUGAAAAACGCUCAAACGAACCAUGAAUAAAAAUCACAAUAGAAAUGGUGCUCAAAAAAUACGAAUCACAGGUUAUUUUAUGUGCUCGAAAUCUUGUACGAAAAGAUUUGUUUCGAAUGCCCGAUCCCUUUGCAAAAAUAUCCGUUGACGGUACGGGCCAAGUAUAUUCAACAGAAAUUUGCAAAGCAUCCUUAGAUCCCAAGUGGAAUACACAUUACGACUUGUACAUUGGUACGGGAGAUGCCAUAACGAUUUCCGUGUGGAAUCAACGAAAGCUGCAUAAGAAGCAUGGGAGUGCGUUUCUCGGGUGUGUUCGCAUCUCCUCCAGCUCGAUACAGAGACUCAAGGAUACUGGAUAUCAACGGCUUGACCUCUGUAAAGCCGCGCAAGAUGAUCCCGAACCGAUCAAGGGUCAAAUAGUCAUUUCGCUGAUGAGUCGGGAAGGCACUUCGACGACGGGCGCCGGUAGAUUAGCGAUUGUUGGACCUGCCGGAGACGUUCGAGGUCCCGAUAACGAAGAAGACGAGCCGAAUCAAGAUCUCCCCGAGGGUUGGGAAGAGAGAAAAACUCCAAAUGGUCGCGUUUAUUACGUGAAUCACGUGAUGAAGACCACGCAGUGGAAUCGACCUGUUCGACCAGCGAUCGAGAGUCAAACGAAUGGCGAUGCGGAUGUUUUAUCGGGUCCCUCACGAUCGAGUACUUGCAUGAACAUCUCGGAAAAUGCGGAAAAUUGCGAUGUGACUCCGCGAAGAUCUUCAGAACCGGCUGUGGGCACAACAAAUGGAAGCACAGAAGAGAACGGAGACAUAACGAGAAACUUGGUAAAAGCAAAAAGUCCGAUUAGGAAAGAUUCUGCUGUUAGUUCGACAACAAGUACGAGUCCCACAGUCGAAACAAUUUUGGAAAACGGUUCGGCAAGUCAACUAUCGCCGAGGAAUUCAGUGAUUCAAAGAGAGCAACAAGUAAAAACACCACCAAUUAACGCACAACAAAGCACGGCAACGGCACAAUCACCGAGCAUCACUCAACAAAGCGACAUCGUUAGUAGUAAUUUAAGCACAACACUGAAUCAGUUAACAAUAACAAACAAUACCGAUAAUACGACGACGACGACGACAACGACAACAGGUCUUAACGGAACGAGACAAGCAGCAGCAGCACCAACACAAUCAAAUAAUAAUCACGUGAAUGCAAUCGCGAACAAUAAUCAACAUCCGACCCCAGUGAAUAGCAGCAGUGAGAACGGAGGCGUCGUUAAUAAUUCUGUGAUGAACAAUAACGGAGUGGUCAGUCCGAGCAUUCCGGGUGUGAAAGUUUUAAGCAAUAACAAUGGCGCGAGUCCCGCAACGCCUGUUACGUCGAAUGGCGAGACUGCAAGUUCGCGUUCCAAUGGAGACGUUCAACGCACUCGUCGCUCAUCUCGAAACCUAGAAGACUCAUCGCGUCGCUCACAUCGAUCUGGUAGAACGCCCCGCGCCGGCAUCAUAAGUUCUCGUUCAAAUGGUGCAAUUCGCCCUGCUGUCGGUCUACCGCCUGGCUACGAAAUGCGCACGACGCAACAAGGUCAAGUCUAUUUCUAUCACAUUCAGAGCGGCGUCUCAACGUGGCACGAUCCCCGAAUACCCCGCGACUUGGAUACGCAAUCAAUUCCAACGGAUCAACUGGGUCCCCUGCCAGCAGGAUGGGAACAACGAAAAACCGCCUCGGGUCGAAUCUACUUUGUCGAUCACAACAAUCGAACGACGCAGUUCACAGAUCCCCGAUUAAAUCCACAAGUUCUUGGAAUCCUGAAACGCUCCAUGGGUCAAGUGGCGAAUUUGAAUGGGGCAGCUGCGGGCGCUACAUCAUCUGGCGCCGGACCCCAAUCUGUCGUUACGCCCACACGAAACGGCGUGGAAGCAUCUGCCGCUCGCAGUACAACGACCUCGACUGAAACACCUUCGCGUACCGCGAGCAUCGCAACGCCAAACGUGACACCGAAUGCCGGUCCAGCUGACAUGCCGAUCGGUUUGCUGGAUGGCGCGGAAAUUUUACCAAAGUAUCGACGUGAUUUAGUGGCGAAAAUGCGAUCGCUACGCACGGAAUUGCAGCAAUUGCAACCGCAGUCUGGACACUGUCGUCUCGAGGUGUCGCGCGACGAAAUUUUCGAAGAGAGUUACAGACUGAUAAUGAAGAUGCGACCCAAAGAUAUGCGAAAACGACUUAUGGUCAAGUUCAAGGGCGAAGAGGGACUCGAUUAUGGGGGCGUGGCACGUGAAUGGCUCCAUUUACUAUCGCGCGAAAUGCUGAAUCCGCAAUACGGAUUGUUCCAAUAUAGUCGCGAGGGGCAAUAUAUGUUGCAAAUUAACCCGGAUUCGGGCAUCAAUCCCGAUCAUUUGUCGUAUUUCCAUUUUGUUGGACGCAUCUUGGGCAUCGCAGUAUUUCACGGACAUUGUCUCGAUGGCGGAUUCACAAUGCCUUUCUACAAACAGCUGUUAAAUAAACCAAUUACGCUGAACGAUAUUGAAGAUGUCGACCCCGAACUGCAUCGAAGUUUGACAUGGAUGCUGGAAAAUAACAUAAAUGGCAUCAUCGAAUCGACAUUCAGUGUAGAAAAUAACAGUUUUGGUGUGAUAAAAGUGCAUGAAUUGAAACCAAAUGGCGCUCAAUUGGCUGUAACGGAAGAAAAUAAACGAGAAUAUGUCAAACUUUACGUGAAUUAUCGUUUCAUGCGAGGCAUUGAGCAACAAUUCUUGGCUUUACAGAAAGGAUUUUGUGAACUCAUCCCGAGCCAACUUCUGCGACCAUUCGAUGAACGUGAACUCGAACUCGUGAUCGGAGGCAUCAGCAGUAUUGACGUGACAGACUGGCGAUCAAAUACGAGACUAAAACAAUGCACGCCCGAUACGCAACAAGUGAAAUGGUUCUGGCAGAUCGUCGAUUCAUAUUCCAGCGAGAUGCGUGCUCGCUUAUUGCAAUUCGUCACGGGAUCAUCUCGUGUUCCCUUGCAGGGCUUCAGAGCGUUACAAGGCUCCACAGGUGCCGUAGGACCGCGUCCCUUCACCAUUCACUUGACAGCCGAUGUGCCUAUACAAAAUCUACCGAAAGCACAUACCUGCUUUAAUCGUAUCGAUUUACCACCCUACGACUCAUAUCAAACAAUGUAUGACAAAUUGACGCAAGCUGUCGAAGAAACGUGUGGAUUUGCUGUAGAAUAAAUUUCAAACAUUUUUUUAAUA
Messenger RNA from Culicoides brevitarsis, 3595 nucleotides. RefSeq names its product E3 ubiquitin-protein ligase SMURF2 (gene Smurf). The record is from RefSeq and is a predicted model, not a curated record. Gene Ontology annotation, biological process: protein polyubiquitination; negative regulation of BMP signaling pathway; proteasome-mediated ubiquitin-dependent protein catabolic process. The coding region runs from base 422 to 3574 and encodes 1050 amino acids. Gene Ontology annotation, cellular component: cytoplasm. The transcript has 9 exons. Gene Ontology annotation, molecular function: ubiquitin protein ligase activity; protein binding. Lineage: Eukaryota; Metazoa; Arthropoda; Insecta; Diptera; Ceratopogonidae.